AUAGCAAUAGUCACAAUAAAAAAACUCCCCUGUCGGGCAGGCUCGUCUGCCACAGAGCUGAUAAUAAUUAACCAUAAACGCGAUAAAAAUGGUGCUAAUCCUGUUAAUAAUGUGCUCAAAUAUGCCGGAGAAUAUCUAGUAGCGGUGGCCUUAACCUGCUCAACUGUAAACCCAGUGGGGCGGUGAAAAUGUUGCUCCGGCCUAUAAGUAUGAACUGAAUGGACGCCCACACGUGAUUGUCUUUGAAAAACCUGAAGAAUUUAUGUGCGGGUUGGCCUGGGAUCCGAUGGAAUAAUUUCCGGACUUAAAAUGAGACACUAUUUCAUGGGCAGAAUGACCGAGGGCAAGAACUUACCCCACUCCAGCGCGGAUGUCCCGUUCCGCAGCAAGGAGUUGCGCAAGCAAUCCCUAAUCCAGCACUCUGGCCUGGUCGGUGUGAUCGACGAGGGAACCAAAACUAUUGGCUUCUCGAUUUAUACUACUCCUGACUUCAAAGAGAUCGCCGCCCACCGGGUUGAGCUAAGUGUAAUCACACCGCAGGAUGGCUGGUACGAACAGGACCCACUUGAGAUGAUGGCCUCGAUCAACAAGUGCGCCGAGGAGGCCAUUAAGCAGCUGCCCGAGCAAGGAUUCUCCGCUGGCGACAUUGCCACGGUGGGCAUCACCAAUCAGCGAGAGACCACGAUUGUCUGGGACGCAGUGACCGGCAAGCCUCUAUACAAUGCUCUCCUGUGGAAGGACAUUCGCACCAGCACAACAGUGGAGCAGAUCUUGGCCAAGGUGCAGGACCCAAAUCACUUCCGAAGCAGCACGGGUCUGCCUAUUUCCACGUACUUCUCCGCUCUAAAGAUUCGAUGGCUGAGGGACAACGUUCCCGAAGUUCGUCAGGCCAUCCGAGAGAGACGCUGCAAGGCCGGAACCGUGGAUAGCUGGAUCGUCUGGAAUCUGACAAAUGGGGCUCUUCACAUCACGGACGUGACGAACGCCUCCCGCACUCUCCUAAUGAACCUGGAGACACAGAGCUGGGAUCCCGUGCUGCUGAAGACUUUUGGAAUCCGAGAGGAGAUGCUUCCCAGCAUCCACAGCUGCUCGGAAGUCUUCGGCAAGAUCACUUCAGAGCGGAGUCCUCUCCGUGGGAUGACACUCAGUGGAAUUAUGGGCAACCAGCAGGCCUCUCUCCUGGGGCAGAUGUGCGUGAAGCCGGGUCAGACCAAGAAUACUUACCGCUCUGGAUGUUUUCUGUUGUGCAAUACGGGUGAUAAGCCCGUAUUUUCCCGUCACGGUCUCCUCACAACAGUGGCCUACAAGCUAGGCCCCCAAGCGCCCACGAUUUAUGCCAUUGAAGGAGCUGUUUCGGUAGCCGGACACGCGCUCUCAUGGCUUCAGACCAAAGUGCGCAUCCUGCCCGACUCCAAGGACGCCGAAAAAUACGCAGAGGUGGUGCCCACAUCGGGAGAUGUGUACUUCGUGCCAGCCUUUACGGGUUUGUAUGCACCAUAUUGGAAGCAGAACGCCCGUGGCAUCAUAAUCGGUCUGACCCAGUUCACGCGAAAGAAUCACAUCGUAAGAGCGGCACUAGAGAGCAUCUGCUUCCAGACCCGCGACAUCCUGGAGUGCAUGCACCAGGAGUGUGGCUACGAGAUCAACAAACUCCACGCCGAUGGAAAGCUGACGACAAACAAUCUUCUCAUGCAGCUCCAGGCCGACACCAUUGGAUUGCCCGUAUUCCGCUCCCAGCUGAUGGACUCUACGGCUUUCGGAGCCGCCAUGUGCGCGGCACAGGCGGACGGCGUGAAUCUGUGCCAGUUUGAGCCGGAGAAGCGAUAUUACGAGAACGUGCACUACGACACUUUUCUGGCCACCACCACUGAGGUGGAGCGAAAGGAGCGCUACGGCAAGUGGAAGAGGGCCGUGGAACGCAGCUUAGGAUGGGUCAUCAAGCAGAAGAAGACGAAGGAGCACACGGAGGAGAACUACAGGAUGCUCUCCUCCCUCCCAGCAAGCAUCUUCCUCAUUAGCAGCUUCGCCAUGCUGGUGCAUUCUCUCUCGGCCGCCGGACAGUAGACUGGUUCGGAGGAUCCCCCCGCAUCGUUUCUCGGUUGUGAUAGUAGUUUUGUUUUGUUAUUUCCGGAUUUGCCCUGGCAAAAGUCCCACGAGGACUACUUGGGAUGGUUGGACGUGCUUUAAGCCCUGUAAAUAUUUUAACCCAAUGAGCGGAGAGCUCCUCCUAUAAAUUAAUCUAUCUUAUCGUUCUUCGUUGCAUAUUUCCUUACUUCUUAGCCGUAGGUCCAUUGACGAUAGGUUCCAUGACCAAACGAUCUACGCACGGCCAUAUCAGCGAAUUGUAUAUAGCCAAAGUGCAAACAACAUUUCUAAUUUAAGUAGGCCCCCGUACUUGUACUCUAUGUGUAUGUGUAGCGAUUACGCCCCUAAAAACAAUAAACCAGAAAUAAUACGAAUCGA
Molecule: messenger RNA, 2463 nt
Organism: Drosophila bipectinata
Lineage: Eukaryota; Metazoa; Arthropoda; Insecta; Diptera; Drosophilidae
Product: Glycerol kinase 2
Biological process (GO): phosphorylation; glycerol metabolic process; glycerol-3-phosphate biosynthetic process
Cellular component (GO): mitochondrion
Molecular function (GO): glycerol kinase activity
Source: RefSeq, a predicted model, not a curated record